This is a messenger RNA of Acanthosepion pharaonis, 2976 nucleotides long. The record is from the annotation of a GenBank genome assembly. Lineage: Eukaryota; Metazoa; Mollusca; Cephalopoda; Sepiida; Sepiidae.
AUGUGCGAAACUCGGAAAGCCACAAAUCCUGAAACUGGUGAAUGGAAAUGUUUAAAAUGUACUUUUUCAUUUAACCCUCCCUGGAUUAAAGUGUGUGACACUUGUGGUACUCCGAGAGAAGAUCUUGCUGCUUCUGCUCUACCAUCAGCUGAAGUACAAGAAAACAUAUGGAAUUGUCCAGCCUGCACAUAUAAAUUCAAUGAACAUUUUCUAACAGUUUGCAAAAUGUGUGGUGCCACGAACCCUCGUGUUGUUCCAGCAGAGGGCACAACCUGGACUUGUUCUACUUGUACAUUAGUAAACAUGAUUGGUGCAGACAAAUGUCAAGCAUGUGAAACUGCAAUGCCUGAGCUUGCCCUCAAAAUGCCCAAUGGUGGCUGGAUAUGUUCCGUGUGCACUUAUAAAAAUUCUGAGGGGACUAAAUGCAAGCUGUGCCAUGCUGAACAGUCAUCGUUAAAAGCAUCUGCAGCUGAGAAAAAAUGGCACUGUUCACAGUGCAUGCAUGCUAAUUCUCCUUCAUUGUAUAAAUGUGAAAUGUGCAGGACACCAUGCAGGGCAUCUGCAGGAGUGGAUGAACUGUCAUCAAUCUCAUCAAUUUGUUCAUCAUCAGAAGAUGCAGACGAACUACGAAGUCUGCCAACUGAAACUAUAUUCAAAUCCCAACAAGCUGAAAUUAUGAAAAUCUGGGAAAAUAUAUGCCAAUUUUGCCGAGUGGUAAGAUUUUUCUCUUUAUUUUUCUUUCUCCUUUUCACUUUUUUUCUCUAUUUCCUUUCUUUUUUUUUCUCUUUUUUACUUUCUUUUUUUUUUUUUUUUUUUUUUUUUUUUUUUUUUUUUUUUCUCUUUUUUACUUACUUUUUUUUUCUCUUUUUUACUUACUUUUUUUUUCUCUUUUUUACUUACUUUUUUUUUCUCUUUUUUACUUACUUUUUUUUUCUCUUUUUUACUUUCUUUUUUUUCUCUUUUUACUUUCUUUUUUCUCUCUUUACUUUCAUAUUUUUUCUCUCUUUUUACUUUCUUUUUUUUCCUCUCUUUUUACUUUCUUUUUUUUUCUCUCUUUUUUACUUUCUUUUUUUUUCUCUCUUUUUUACUUUCUUUUUUCUCUCUUUUUUACUUUCUUUUUUUUCUCUCUUUUUUACUUUCUUUUUUUUCUCUCUUUUUUACUUUCUUUUUUUCUUCUUUUUACUUUCUUUUUUCUCUCUUUUUUUUUCUCUUUUUUUUUUUUUUUUUUUUUUUUUCUCUUUUUUUUUUUUACUCCUUUUUACCUUCAUUUUUUUCUUCUUUAUUCUGAUUAGCAUAGUCAAAUGGUUUCGACCUCAUGAAAUUUCACGACGUUCUUGGACAGUGUAUAAAAAUCCAACACCUGAUGAUAUUGUUCAAGGAAAUGUUGGAGAUUGUUGGUUAUUGUGUGCUCUGGCUGUGAUAGCUGAACGAAAGGAACUUGUGGAAAACUUGAUUCCAAACCAGUACAAUCCUUAUGGAGUUUUCCAUGUUCGUCUUUAUAUGAAUGGUCAAUGGAAAACUGUAAUUAUUGAUGAUUUACUGCCAUGUGAUGAGAAUGGUAGGAUGUUCUUCUCUAGGGCUAAAAGACAUCAGUUGUGGGUGCCAUUGAUUGAAAAAGCAAUGGCAAAGAUGUAUGGGUGCUAUGAAGCCCUGGCAGGAGGUACCUGCCUUGAAGGUCUCUACUCACUCACUGGUGCUCCAUGUGUUAAUUUGGAUCUUGAAUCAGAGAGUGAAGAUGAAAGCUGGGCCUAUUUGCUGAGUUCCUGGGAAUCAGGGUUCUUGGUUGCUUGUGCUUGUGGAGAUCAAGGCAAUGUGAGUGACACUAAAGAUUACUGGCAAGUUGGAUUAAAAAAGGAUCAUGCAUAUUCUGUUCUUGAUGUUCAAGAAGUGGAAGGAAACAGAUUGGUGAAAAUUCGAAAUCCUUGGAGUUGGUUCAGCUGGAACGGUGAUUGGUCAAAGGGAUCAUCGCUUUGGGAAGUAAUCAAACCUGAAACAAAGCAACAGCUUCUUAGUAACUGUGGUGAUGGACAAUUCUGGAUGUGUUUCAGUGAUGUCCGAAGAAAUUUCUACAAUAUGCAAGUCUGUAAAGUGCGUUCUGAUUGGCAAGAAAUGAGAAUUCAAGGAGAAUUUUUGCCUCAUGCUGGUGUACCAAUUAAAGUUCACAUUCUCACUGUCCUGACAACAGCAGAAUUUGAGAUUUCAGUAUUUCAAGACAAUAACAGGAGUUGUAUUAAAGAAGGCAAACCAUGGCUUCCAGUUGACGUCUUAUUAAUUGUGUUUAAGUACAAUAAAUAUGGACGAAGUGUUUUAGGGGAUUUGGUUGAGUGUAAACGCAAAAUUGGAAGCGUCAUAAACAUAAACCCAGUAUUAGAGGCAGGACAAUAUGUCAUUGUAUGCUUAGCUUUCAACCACUGGAAGGUUGAAUAUAAUGGACAAAGUUCAGCGUCCAUUCCAAAAGCUAAUGUCAUUCCAUUUACUCUGGUCUUCCAUUGUACCAAAGACUUUUUGCUGCAGGAGUUGAGUCCAUCAUCAAAACGCUACAAUGAAAAAUAUCUAUUGGCAGACAUCAUCAUUCAAUUGAUUCUGGAAAGAGGACGAAGAGAGCACUUUGCCAACAAUGUCCAAGUGUGCAGCUUAGUAAAAGGCUGGGCUGGAUCUAUGAUUAUGGUUGAAAACCUCUCUCCUGUCCACCAAGCAACCAUCCGUAUUACAUGUGACCCACAAAAAUGCACCAACAUUGUAUCAACACGGGAUAAUCUCUCAUCAAUUGAUGUCAUCCCACCCCUGCAUCGUCAAGUUGUCAUGAUUCUCACACAAAAAGAUAAAGUGAAGCCAUAUCAUGUUUCUUAUUCUUUGAAAUUUGGGCACAUUUCUGGUGUUCUUCAUGAUCCUCCUUUGUCUGUAAUGGGGAUUGAAAAAAUUUCUACUAUCAUGUUUCUGAGGCUUUUAAUGGAAACACUAAAUAUUUUAAUCUGA